UAAGCAUGCAAGUCUCAUGCAGAGUGAGAAGGAAAUCAGAUCAAAGCAUUUCCUUCUCUCAUCCUCCAGUCGUUCUUUUGAGUCCUCUCGACUUAUACGCUCCUUUAUCAAACUUGUCAAUUGACUCUUGCGUGUGGUGUUCACCUUCUACAACUAUAUCACUACUAUAUACAGUCACACUCCCUUUAUUGUUCAAGACAUUCUCUACAUAUAAACAUCCACCAUGAUUGACAAAUCCGUCAUCAUCGUCUUCGUCAUCCUCGGUUGUAUCGUCUCGGUCCUGAUCGGAUACUCCAUCCACUCCGUAGCCACCGGAGGCUUCCGCAACGACGAGGAGGAAAGGGAAUUCUCCCCCGAACAGAGAUCCUACAUGCGCGACCUGCGACUGCGCGAUUUGGUCUGGAUGGCGCGGGACCAUGGCUUAAGACAUGAUGCGCGGCCACCACGCGACCUGGAGAAGCAGUGAUUAAGCCCGAUGUUUGGGGCUCGGUGCAUUCGGAGUAGACUAUGGGACCAAUGGGACGGCGUUCAAAGUGUGGGUCUUUUGGGUUCGGGUGCGAUAUAUUGGAUUGGACCGUGCGCUUUCCCUUCUUGAUAAUGUUGUAUAUUGCUUUGUUAUGAUGGG
Molecule: messenger RNA, 625 nt
Organism: Aspergillus homomorphus CBS 101889
Lineage: Eukaryota; Fungi; Ascomycota; Eurotiomycetes; Eurotiales; Aspergillaceae
Exons: 2
Coding region: 224-466 (80 amino acids)
Source: RefSeq, a predicted model, not a curated record